Molecule: messenger RNA, 1239 nt
Organism: Talaromyces marneffei
Lineage: Eukaryota; Fungi; Ascomycota; Eurotiomycetes; Eurotiales; Trichocomaceae
Exons: 2
Coding region: 1-1239 (412 amino acids)
Biological process (GO): protein phosphorylation; intracellular signal transduction
Molecular function (GO): protein serine/threonine kinase activity; ATP binding
Source: RefSeq, a predicted model, not a curated record
AUGCUGCCAACACCGCCUCCAUCUCCACCACUGCUCCGAUGCUGUACCCCUGAGGAACGAUUAGGACUGCUGCUGGCCAACCGUCUGGAAUUGACAAGUAUCCUUGGCGUCGGCGCAUAUGGCGUCGUCUACACUGCCAUCGACAUCCACACCCAUAUCCCCUAUGCGGUGAAGGCUCUCAACAAGAUUGGACUCGACCCAAGGCAACGGAAAUUCCAACAGCGCGAAAUCAAGCUCCACCACUUGGCCAGUCAGCACCCCAAUGUUGUCUCCCUAGUGCGCAUUAUGGAUUCCGUGGACUGUACUUUUGUGGUUAUCGAGUUCUGCCCAGAAGGUGACUUGUUUUCCAACAUCACUGAGCGUGGUCUGUUUGUCGGCAACGAUCCAUUGGCCAGGCGUGCGUUCUUGCAAAUCCUGGAUGCCGUCGACUAUUGCCACUCCAUUGGAAUUUAUCAUCGCGACCUCAAGCCGGAGAACAUCCUUGUCACCGAUGGUGGAAUGACCGUCAAGCUUGCUGAUUUCGGCCUGGCCACUACGGACUACCUGACCUCGGACUUUGGCUGCGGCUCUACAUUCUAUAUGUCACCUGAGUGUCAACAAAUUACUCCACGACCAGGCUCUUGCUACGUCUCGCCCGUCAACGAUGUGUGGAGCCUGGGUGUGAUUCUGGUAAACUUGACCUGUGGCCGCAACCCAUGGAAACGGGCAUCGAAUGAGGACGCGACUUUUCGUGCUUUCUUGAAAGACCCGGAGUUUUUACGGUCCAUUCUGCCUGUGUCUCCCGAGUUGAAUGUGAUUCUGCAACGCAUCUUUGAGUGCGACCCAUUCAAGAGAAUCACCAUUGCGGAGUUGCGACAACUCGUUCUAGAGUGCCCUAGGUUCACUAUGCCUGCUCCAACAGCUAUUCCUGCUGCUACCACUAGAAAAUCCGGACAUCCUGAGGUGUUGCACGCUUAUCCUUAUUACGCUUACCCACCAGCUCCACGAGUGGAGUUGCUUAACGCUCAGUAUUCUGACUCCGCGGUUUCCGAUACCUCCCUCACCGACGAUGAGACUAUCUCUUCUGUUUCAUCGGACUCGGAUUAUGCGUCCGAGGGUGAAGCCGAAGGCUUCUCAUUUGUCGAUCCACAGGCUGUGCCUGAGUUUUGGGAUCCGGUUCCUGUUCAUAUGCGGACCAAUGUGCCGGAAAAGCCAUUUGCUCUACCUCAACAUAUUGAACCUUAUAUUGCGGUUUAUUGA